Musa acuminata AAA Group (dessert banana) is the source of this 1961-nucleotide messenger RNA. RefSeq names its product germin-like protein 5-1. Gene Ontology annotation, molecular function: manganese ion binding. NCBI's taxonomy places the organism in Eukaryota, Viridiplantae, Streptophyta, Magnoliopsida, Zingiberales, Musaceae. The transcript has 5 exons. Gene Ontology annotation, biological process: regulation of root development; plasmodesmata-mediated intercellular transport. Gene Ontology annotation, cellular component: plasmodesma; cell wall. The record is from RefSeq and is a predicted model, not a curated record. Bases 1156 to 1815 code for a protein of 219 amino acids.
GAUUUUAAAGCUCAGUGAACUUGGAACACAAACAUGAUGAGGAGACCCUGUCAUAGGAAUGGCCAGUAAUAAAGUAGGUCACUUUGUUGGGAGCCUCACUUGUUAUCUGCUGCACAGGCAGCAGGACUGCAGCUCCCUUUUAAGCAUAUGUAAUGCAAAAAGCUGCUACCUGCCAUCAUUCAAGGUGCAUCUCCUAAAGCUAAUCAGCAGAAGAGACAAGGUUAGCAUUGGCUUCCAACCAAUCUUUGUAACAGAGACCAUUGAGAGCUCUUGUGAAAACUUCUUUCUAGCUAAACAUGUUUUAAGAACUUACAUAAUGGGGUGUAUAUUUGAAAAUAACUUUGGCUGAUGCCUUCGGACCCCUCCUGCCUUUGAGAAGAGAUAUUUUUCAAACUCGAGUCAGCCCACUAUAAAAGCACAAGAGAGAAUAAGUUGUGAAGAAGGUUCCAGGAACCUGUCAUGACCAGAAGAAUCUGGAUGAUCUUUUCCCAGCUGAUGAAGUCUUCUCCCGCCCACUUUGCUUCCCAGCAAUGCUUUGGUGUCAAUAUCACCAUUCAGGCUUGCACUGAAAGUUAAAGCUGUAGUUAAGUAUUGACUCCAUUUGCUGCAAGUUGGAGGAGCCCAUGACAGCGUCCGGAGUUCAGCGCAGUUCAUGCUUUUGAUCAAUCAGCACUGAGCACGAGCCUACAUUAAAUGCGUCCCAACUUGGUCAGCAAAGCCUGCUGUUGGUUGGCCGCUGCAUUAUUACGCCAUUCGAAGGGGGACCAUUGACCGUAAGGUUCAUACUUCUUUUCCCCUCAAGACUGGGUCUCUCUUCUCCGUGUAUUCUUCCAUGUUUUCUCAGUCCAUAAGAUUCCAGUUUGAGAUCUUUUAGCUUCAUAGUUUAGUUGGAAGGAUAAUAUAUUGGUUUAAUCUCUUCGAUUAUAUUAAGUUCAGAUAGUUCUACUAAGCUAUAACUAUAUCCAUCAACUGAGACAUACUGCUUCAUCUGCCUUCCUCAAUUUUUCUUGGUUUGGAAGGUCAUUCACCCCUGCAUUACCCAAACCUUACUCCCAAGUUAUCCUUUACAAAUAGCAUCACCUCUUUCUCCUUGUCCUGCAAGUCCAUCAAUCUCUCUUUCAUACCAAGAUAGUUCAGCAGCAACCAACGAAAGCCAUGGCCACGUCUUCCCUCGUCACCAUCUUCUCAUUCCUCUUCCUCGUUUCUUCCAACCUUGCUGCGGAUCCUGACAUGCUGCAGGAUAUCUGCGUGGCGGAUCUCAACGCUGGCGUGAGGGUGAAUGGCUUUGCGUGCAAGCCGGCAGCGAACGUGACGGAGGCGGACUUCUUCUUCCAGGGGCUGGCGAAGCCGGGCGCGGCCAUCAACACCACCAUGGGCUCCCUGGUCACCGCCGCCAACGUGGAGAAGAUCGCCGGGCUCAACACCCUGGGCGUGUCCAUGUCCCGCGUCGACUACGCCCCCGGCGGGCUGAACCCGCCACACACCCACCCCCGCGCCACCGAGGUCGUCUUCGUGCUCGAGGGCACCCUCGACGUGGGCUUCAUCACCACCGCCAACAAGCUGAUCGCCAAGACCAUCACCAAGGGCGACGUCUUCGUUUUCCCUCGCGGACUCGUCCACUUCCAGAAGAACAACGCCGACGUCCCCGCCGCCGCCCUCGCCGCCUUCAACAGCCAGCUCCCAGGCACACAGUCCCUGGCCGCUACCCUCUUCGCCGCCACCCCUUCGGUGCCCGAUCACGUCCUCACCAAGGCCUUCCAGAUCGGGACCAAGGAAGUCGAGAAGAUCAAGAGCCGCCUCCAGCCCAAGAAGUGAGAGUUCUCAUUUCUUGGACUCGGCCACUAUGAUUCAUGGUUUGUAUGAAGUUGCUACUUCUAAUUCUUAUUGAGAUAUGAGAGAGUGUAAUAAAGACUGCAACUAUAGCUCCCAAUCAAAGCCUAAUAAUUCAAUGCCCUUUCCUA